Messenger RNA from Prorocentrum cordatum, 1824 nucleotides. The record is from the annotation of a GenBank genome assembly. Lineage: Eukaryota; Dinophyceae; Prorocentrales; Prorocentraceae.
AUGCCGCCGGGGAAGCAGUUCCGGCUGACGGGCACGGAGUUCCGGCUCAAGCGCGAGCGCCAGCUCGCGUCCUUCAGGGCCGGCAGGGAGGCCCUGGACGACGUCGGCCUGCCCCACUUCCUGGCCUACGGCUCGGCGCUCGCGGCCCUCCGGGAGGGGCAGUUCCAGCCGUAUCACGACGACGUCACGGUGGGCAUCUACGCCUGGGACCUGGCGGAGGUGCAGCGCGCCUGCCCCAGCCCGACGCCCGCGGCGCGCGAUGCGAGGAUCACGGAGGCGUUCCGGCGUGCUGGGUUCGAGCCCGUGGAGGAGCUGGUGGAGGGUGCCUCGGGCGAGGAGGGCGGGGCACGGGCCGAGAGCGCGUGCCCGAGGACCUUCCUCGCUCAGGGCUGGAGCGCGGACAUGGCGCUGCCGAUCGUCUACAAGUUCUCGCACCAGGAGAGCUUUGUGCGGUUCAGCGCGGUCGUGUUCGUGCCCCAGUUCGGGCAGCUGUGGGACUUCGCGGACGGUGGCGCGGAGAGCUCCUCGGGGUGGAGGUACACCCCGUUCGCCCCGCAGCUGUGCGAGUUUGAGAAGAUGACGUCUUUUACCAUGCCGGCAGCCGCGCUGGAGGAGCACUACGGGCCGGACUGGUACGCACCGAUGCCCCACGGCUACAUCGAAAGCCUCUCCAGGUGCGAGAACCGUUGCCAGGUGCUGAGAGUGUACCCCUUCGACGCGCAAAUGAAGAGGGUGGAGCUGCCAGAGCCCGUGACACUGGAGAAGUUCCGGGUGGACGUCAGGCAGCACAGAGUACGCUACGCGAAGGCCAUGGCGAACAGCCCCCACGAGUUCCCCAUGAAGCCGCUUGACAUGACGUCGAUCGAGUGCAAGCCGACGGUGCUCCGCGAGGCUGGAGAGAUCUGCAAGGCCGAGGGCAACGAGCGCCUGAAGCGAGACAACUUCGUCGGCGCACUGGACAAGUACGACGAGGGCCUUUACAUCGCGGACAAGUGCCGCGAGGUGCUGUCCACGUGGCGCCUCGUCUUCAGGCAGGCGCACCUGAGCCGGGCGGAGGACGACAGGAAGGCCCGGGGGCUUUCUCAGCCGGACCUUCCCGAGCCGCCCGUGCCGCGCGAGUUCCGGGCGGACGAGGAGGGGGAGGCCAGGCUGCGGCUGGCGCUGCUGCUGAACGCCGCGCAGGCUGCGCUGCAGGCGGGCCGCGAGGAGGCCGCGGAGGCGCGGGCGACGCUGGCACUGGAGCUGGACCCCCGCAGCAUGAAGGCGCUCUAUCGGCGGGGGCAGGCCCGGGCGCGAGCGGGCCGGAGGGAGGCCGCGCUCGCAGACUACUGGACCAUGGUCAGGCUGUCGAACUUCGAGAGCAAGGAGGCGCUCAGCCAGCUGAUGGCCCUGCUGUCCAGGGAGGAGGUGCAGAGUCAGUACCAGAAGCUGAAGGCGUCGGCUGAGAGGGACAAGAAGGUCGGGGCGCUGCUCGUGGAUCUGGGCGACGACCGCGUGGGCGCACAGGAGGAGAGGCAGAGACGGUACCUGGCUGACUGCAGGCAGAGAGCGCUGAACGAUGAGCAGGAGAUCACAUUUGACGAAUGGGCCAACCAGUACGAGUGGCGGUAUGAUGCGGAGGAGCGCUCCAGGCUCCGCGCGGCGCACCCGGACAUUUUCGGCGCCAGGGGCCCCGCGCCGUUGCCCGUGGAGGCCUGGGAGGUGAACGCCAUCACGCACAAGGAGAUGGACAAGAUGAUGUACCGACGCCAGACGGAGGCCGCCACUGCCAAGAGGCUUGCCAGAGAGGGCCCCGCCAAGCAGGAGGAGACCAUGCGAUACUAG